This is a messenger RNA of Ctenocephalides felis (cat flea), 4695 nucleotides long. RefSeq lists its product as uncharacterized. Gene Ontology annotation, biological process: mRNA export from nucleus. The record is from RefSeq and is a predicted model, not a curated record. The coding region runs from base 112 to 4695 and encodes 1527 amino acids. NCBI's taxonomy places the organism in Eukaryota, Metazoa, Arthropoda, Insecta, Siphonaptera, Pulicidae. Gene Ontology annotation, cellular component: cytoplasm; transcription export complex 2; nucleus. The transcript has 7 exons.
GUUGUAAUACAAAUGUUACUAAUUAAUUAAUUAAAAUAUAUUAAAUGGAUUAAAAAAUAUAAAUGUCCUAAAUUUAAAGUGCAUCAUAAGUUUCAUAGACAUUUAUCAGCAAUGGAUUCCAACAAUGAAUCGAAACUCCAGCGUUAUUCUAUAUGCUGUACAGACAUACCAGAGGCAUUACUUAAUAAGGGGGUAGCAAAGCAACAUUUUGCACAAUUUGGCAAAAUUGCUACAAUGUAUGUUAGACCACAGCAAAUGAGUUGCACAAUUGAUUACGUUGAAAGAGAUAGUGCUGAAGAUGCAAUAGAGUAUGGAGGAGAGUAUGAUGGAUUUUUAUUUGACAUAGAUUGGGCAUCAACAAAAAAUACACGAGCAAAAGUGGUUGAUCCAGAUUGGUUGCCUGACCCUGAAGUACAAGCAGAAUUAGAUGCCAUGCAAGCACUUGCACCAGCAGCUCCUAGAUUAAGCAGGCAACAGCCUAUGAUUAUUGAUCUCACUCAAGACGUUGUUAAAAAGCCUGCUAAAAAUCAACUAUCAAAACCAAAAAAAGUCAAGCCACAAAAAACUAUUGAUGUUGAUACUAAACCGAUAUCAAUCAAGUCAGCUAAUAUAGAUAACCUUAAAGAUAUUUUAACUUCGCCAGCAAUAACUAUUGAACAAAAAUAUAGGGCACUAGAUGCCCGAGAUCAACUUAUUAGAUUACAAGAUUCAAAUGAGGCUUCUGUUAAAUCAGAUCAUAUUAAAGGAACCUGCCCUGACAUGUGUCCUGAAAAAGAACGUCUGAUGCGUGAAUAUCAACAUCAAAUUGCACAAUAUGAGCAAAGUUUACAUGAUUCACGUGUAAUGGAUCAUUACGCAGCAGUUAAACAAUAUUCAAGAAGCUCAGCUGAUCAAGAAAUUCCUCUGCCUCAUGAUUUAAGGCCUGUUCCAGUAUUAGAAAGAACUAUGUCUUAUCUUUUGCUGAAGAUUGCUGAUAUUAGUGAGGAACAAAAUGUGAACUUGAACGAUUGGUAUCAUUUCUUCUGGGAUAGAACAAGAAGUAUUCGAAAAGAUUUAACCCAACAAGGUUUAUGUUGUACAGGCUCUGUAAAAUUAGUUGAGCAAUGCGCGCGUUUUCAUAUUCACUGUGCAGCUCGACUUGCAAGUGAAGACGUUUCAGUAUUUGAUCAAAGAAUAAACACUGAAAAUCUUACCAAAUGCCUGCAGUCCCUAAAAUAUAUGUAUCACGACCUUGGCAAGAGAGGAGAAAUUUGUGAGAAUGAAGCCGAGUUUCGAGCUUAUAUAAUAUUAUUAAAUUUAAACAAUUGCAAUUUUAUGUGGGAAGUACAAAGAUGGAGCCCUGCAAUACAACAGUCGCCACAGGUUCAAUUUGCCAUCAAAGUGUUUUUGGCAGUGGACAGUAAUAAUUAUGUGAAAUUUUUCAAACUAGUUCGUGAAACAACCUAUCUUAAUGCUUGCGUAUUACUAAGAUAUUUUAAUCAAGUGCGAGCAAAAGCUAUCACAAUCAUUGUGAAAUCAUUUGUAGCUAGAAUUCCUACUACAUUUUCUUUAACAGAUAUGACAAACAUUCUAGCAUUUGAGGACAUUGAACAAUGCAUACACUUUGUAGAAAAUUAUGGAUUAUCUUGCAAUAUUACAGAAGACAUCAUAUAUUUAGAUAAACAAAUGUUUGCUGAGCCUGAGUUUUCUCUUCAAUCGAACAGGUGCUUAAAUAUUAUAGAAUCCAAGCGUUCGUGCACUGUUGGUGAAGCUAUUUAUGGAGGCCCAUUACCAGAAAUGGAUUUCUCAAGAUAUGUACCUCAUAAUAGCUUUGAUGAAGAAGGUUACUUAACUUCUGAAGCUUUAUCAGCUAGCGAUCAGACUUUAACAAAUGAUGAGGCAACCAUUUGUUCACCUAGCCCUACAUUUGAAAGUACCAUAUUUAAGAAAAUUAAUCCAGCGCCAGAUGUUGAAAAGCCUUCAUCUUCUGAUAGUAGUUUAGUUGAUAAAUCUAAUAAUAUUUUUGGUAUGAGCAGUUUUGCACAGCCUAAAACCAAUAACAAUGUCGAAUUAUCAACUAAUUUGCUUCAAAUUCCUAUUAACAAUAAUCUUUCAAAAACAAUAAUUACAUCUGCAAGUAAUUCAUCACAAUCUACUAACAUUUUCAAAACUGCUUCAACGACUUCAAGUAAUAUAUUUACUGAUACUUCAAAUCCAAAUAUUUUUGCAUCUUCUGGAACGAAUAUUUUUUCAAAACAACCUGAUAAUACACAGUCAAAUGUUUCUAAUACCAUCUUUAGUCAAACUGCUUCUAAUCAAAAUAAUCAUUCAUUGAAAAUAGAUGUGCCUGGGGAAAAAUCAGUAUUUGCAGGCUCUACUACUGGAUUAAGCAUAUCAAAUAGCCCCUUUUCUUUCGCAACAUCUUCUAACAAUAAUAAUGUAACUUCACAUACUAGUACACCACAAAACAAUACAAAUAAUAUUCAUAAUUUUACAUUCGGUUUAGUUAAGCAACCUGAAAUUCAGCCUGAAGCAAUAUUUUCCCAACAAAAGAAUUUGGAGCAACAAACAUCCAAAGAAACCGAAAACAAAUAUAUUGAUGUAAAGAACAAAAAAUUAAUUGACUUAAAUAAACUUGAAGAAGAAAAAGAAAAACAAAAGCAAAUUGCUGUUGAAAACUGUAUAAAAGAAGCUUCAAAGUUAUUUGAUGAAAUAUUAACUGAAGAGAUUUCACAAACAUGUAAAUCUCAAGCAUUAAAGGAGCUGCAAAGGUUCAAUAAAAUCUGUAAUAGUGCUAUAGAAUUGACUGAUCAGUUUAUUACAGAUAUUAUAAAGACAGUUUUACAUGAAGAGGUAUUGUUAGAAUUGAGGGUUCAUAGAAGUCUUCAAAGUUUACAAACUAAAAAUCAACAACGAAUUGCUAAAAAAUAUUUCAAUUUAUGGUUAGAAAAUGUAUUGAUUAGAAAGUUAAAACGAAAAGCGAUUGAAGAAACUCCAAUUUGGAUACCUGCACGAUCUGUGGAUGAAGAAGCAUCUUUAUUAUAUCGAGAAAAUCAGAAAUCCGCUCUCGAAAAUAUAUUGAAUUAUAAAAACUUUUCUGUUGAUAGUAUAUUUGUUGAACAUGAAACAGUUAAAAAAAUAAACCAAUUGCGCGAGCUCUGUGAAAACAUUAUCACUUCUAGUCAGAAUUUAAAACCGAAAAGCAAAGCAUAUUGGAAAGUGAUAAUAUCUAUUCCUGAUGAAAUAGAAGGAAGUUAUUGGUCAAAAUAUCUUGAUAAUUGGGUUGACCGCGCUUUUAGGGAGACAGAUGAUUCGAAAGAUAAAAAUCAGUUACAUUUGAAUGAGUAUUUUGAUAGAAAUUACGCUACUUCUGUAGCGAUUUCGUAUAGAAAAAAUAUUGGGUGUUGUAAUAAUAUUGAAGACCUGUUAGGAAUGAACAGUAUGAUAUUCUUCACUAUGAGUGAUAGCUUUUCCCAAACAAGAAUGAAAGAAAGACUCAUGAAGGUUCUGAAACAUCGUGAUAGGCCAACAUUUUCAUUUAUUAUUAUAUGUGUAAAAGCUAAGCAUGACGCAAAUUGUGAUGUCGAAGAAUUUGAUAGUUUUUUGCGUGAUAACGGUUUCAGUGAUCGAUAUUGUAUUUUAAUUAGUGAAGAUCAUAAAUUUAAUACCCUUCAUAGCUUGUCUACAGAAGCUUUGGAAUGGUUAUCAAAACUUCGCAUACCUGAUUCACAUUUACAAAUGGAUAGUUUCGAAUCAUUUAUCUACGAUUGUCUUGGGAGUGAACUUAUUCAAAAAUUGGCUUUUGCCUCUAGAAAUAACUAUGUAUUACGGAAACUAUUUUUAGAUCCUAAUUUCAUAAUACAGUUAUACAACAACGCUGUUGGAAAAUGUUUGGAAAUGAUAUCCGAUGAGUCCCUGCACGAAUAUAAGGAUUUUGCGCCGGAACUGAGGCGUUUUUUACCCGAACCAUUGAGUACGACAUUGACUUACGAAUAUUUUCCGGAAAACUGGAGGAAUGUAAAACAUCUAUGUAGGAUUAGAAGCGUAAUAAAAAACUUUGAAAUGCCUUAUUUUGAUGAUACCAGUUACAUACAAGACGCAACAGAAUUCAAUACAUUUUUGAUAAAACAUUGUGCAAAAAUAUUACCAGGUUCAGAGCAAGUUGAAGCUUUGGCAUCGAAAAUGUUCUGCGUUGCCUUCAAAAAUGUAAAUCAUUCACCAGAUUUUCAAACACAAAUGAAGAACAUGUGUUGGACUGAUAUAAUCGAUGUAUUAGUUCGAGACCUAGUCACUGAAAAAUUGAACAGAAUUUUAAGUAAAGAUCCUUCGUUAUUUAUUGUAUAUAACACUAAACUUUUUUUAAAUUAUUUGAAUGAGCCUUGGUGGUUGAAAUGCAAGCAAUUUAUUCUACAAAACAGAGCUGAUCAAGAGAAGUUCGAAGUUAUUGAAAAAGAUUACGAGUAUGACAAUAAACGGAAAAAACUAAAUUCACAUAUUUCAACAAUUGACGAAAUCGGUGAUAGCAUUUCAAGAGCUUUGAAAACAUUAGACAGAUUUGAUAGAGUAUUUGAUAAAUCUAGACGAACUGCCAAAAAAGAAUUAAUAAAUAAAUAUGAAAGAUUAAAUUUAACACUUCAAGAACAAGAAAGCAAGAUACGAGCUUUAAAUAAUUAUUUAGACACAAAUGCAAAAAAAUUUCUUAAUGACUUUAGCUAG